ACGCGGUCGGGAGACAAAGCCACAGUCCGCCCGCCACCGCCGAGGCCACCCGGUGUCCCCGCGGCGGCGCGUGCCGGGCCCGGGGGGCGGGGACGGGGCCCUGGCGGCGGAGGGCGCGGCGCGCCGGGGCCGUGUGUGUCCCCCUCCUCCUCCCCCCCCCCGCCACAAACGCGGCCCUCGGGCGCCCAUGGCGGGCGGCCUGCAGCCCCCGGAGCGGGGCCGUGAUGAGCGGUGCUGGUGGUGUUUCUUCUCCCCCUUCUCCCGCCUCUCUCACGGGCACCGCUCCCUGCCCCUCGCCUGCGGGACUGCCAAAAUCCACCUCCCCUGUCAGGGCGGGAUUGCCCAGUCCGAGAGAUUUCCUGGCCUUGAAGGACUUUCUCUUUUGCCUUGCCCAGGCGUGUGGGGAAUUCUAACAGUUCUUUAGUUUGCGGUGGGGCGGGGACAAUACGUGCCUGAGGAGGUGGCCGGUGAGAGAAACGACAUGGCAAAGGGGAUGGAUCGUGUUGAACGUCAUUUGCGUUUGUUAAAUGUGUAGUAUGUACAGCUUAGCUGAGUUAAUAUCGCUCUAGGACCUUAACUCUUGCAAACUUGACAGUCGGAGGGCAGCGUUAUAGUUGCAUGAAGAUAAAUAUUUGCUGUUUAUAAGCGUUUACUACGAUGUAAGAGUAAUGGGUCACUCAUUAUUACACCGCAGAUAUUUAGCUGCUCCCCACCAGAUUUGCAGUUAAUGUACCUAGAUAUAAAGCUUUAUUAACUGCUAGAGUUUGAACUCAUAUUGGGCUUAAGGAAAUGAGCAUCCCUGAUGGUCCUCCCCCUUUUCCCUAGAAACAUCUCUAGGCCUCAGAAGGCCUCGGGGAACAAACUUUUUCAACCCUAUGUACCACUUUGUCAGUGUCGUUUACCCUGGCUAGCAUAACGGUGCGUUACUGGGUAAUGCCAGACAAAGUAGUAACCUACUUUUUGUUCUGGAUUUAAUCUGUGUUAGAAAUGUUAUAUGAAGUAAAUACAUGGGGGUUGGAACAAGGACCAUGCUUGUCUUGGGAUGCCUUUCUUUGAGUAAUGUAAACUUCCUUUUAAUUGUCGUGCAUUUUUCUAGUAAAAGCUCUGCAAGUCUGCAAUAAAAAUGGCCUCCAAUAAAACUACAUUGCACAAGAUGGGAAAGAAACAGAACGGCAAAGGUAAAAAAGUUGAAGAGGCAGAGCCUGAAGAAUUUGUUGUGGAGAAAGUCCUGGACAGACGUGUUGUAAAUGGAAAGGUGGAAUACUACUUGAAAUGGAAAGGAUUUACAGAUGCUGACAACACAUGGGAACCUGAAGAAAACUUAGACUGUCCAGAGCUAAUCGAAGCUUUUCUGAACUCUCAGAAAGCUGGUAAAGAAAAAACAGAUGGUGCCAAAAGAAAAUCUUUGUCAGAUAGUGAAUCUGAUGAUAGUAAAUCAAAGAAAAAGCGUGAUUCUGUCGAUAAACCAAGAGGGUUUGCAAGGGGUCUUGAUCCUGAGCGGAUAAUUGGGGCUACAGAUAGCAGUGGAGAGCUUAUGUUCCUCAUGAAAUGGAAAGACUCUGAUGAGGCAGAUCUGGUGCUGGCCAAAGAAGCUAACGUGAAGUGUCCUCAGAUCGUAAUCGCUUUUUAUGAAGAGCGACUAACUUGGCAUUCAUGCCCAGAAGAUGAAGCACAAUAAUUGUUUGCAUUGCGUUUUUAUAUAUAUGAAUAUUAAACCCCAAAAUUUGAUUUAUUAGCAAUGUGAGAGGUAUACAUUCUAACAAGAAUCAAAUUUGAUAUUUUUUUGAAGUAGUGUGUUUUGCAUCAACGGCAAGUAAAUAAAAGCUUUCUGCAGCUCGUUUCAUUUAUCACAAGAGAGCAUUUGAUACUACUACUUCCUCCAUAUUAGGUAAAAGCUUUUAUAAAACAUUCAUAAACUUCCAUAGUUAUUACAGAAACAUAAUGAAUGUUUAAACAAACUCACAGAUGUUUUGUAGUCUUCUAUACUAUUGAUGUGCAUGUAUCUUCUUUUCCCAAACCUAGACCUUUAAACCUGUAGAUUCAUUCUUUUUAGUAUUUGGGAUCACUUGGUCUGAAGAAGACCAUGUGAAAACUAACUUUGUAGUAAUUUGAAUGUUAUCAGACUGUAUAUUGUUUACUUUAUUGUAAAUACUGGUGAACAGUGGUCAAUAAAAUAGUUUUAUAUUCUUCCUUUAUACUGAUAGGCUGUGACUCUUUUGAAGCGGUAUGAUAUUUCUGAACUUUUGAUAUGUUAAGCUAUCAGUUCGUAAUAUAUUUAACUGCAAGUUGUUUUUUGGGGGGUUAGAUUGAUUAAGUAGUAUUACCCCAUUGCUACUCUGUAGUCACAAUACCAGACAAAUACCAGGCUUUGAUUCUUUAUAUUGUUUUGGUGAAUAAUGCCUGAGGCAUAGCUUUUUUCAGUUUGGAAGGGGCUGUGAAAUAAAUGUGGUUUAGGUACUUGUCCACAAGUCGCAGGUAGCAACUGUACUGCCUAGGUAUGGCCCCUGGUCCCAAGGCCAAGCGGCCUCUGCAGGUAUACUAGGAAAUACAUGAUGUGUUCACAGUAUCAGCCUUUGCUUUAAUUUCAGGUCUUAAUACAAGGCUGUAAUGUAACUAAUGGUGAUCCAGAUGGAAUUAUUCUUUGGGCCACCACCUGAAGAAUACUUACAUAGCUCUGCCUUUAAAGAGGAAUAUUUUAAUGAAGAUACUUAAGUCAUAUACUUUAAAAAAAAGACUUUGUUUCCAUUUCAGAUUUAGUUUUAAAAUUAAUCCUGUCAUCAGCUGUUUGGAGAAUGCCUUCAGAAAGGCAGAAGUAUGGGAUGGGGAACUCGGGAGGAAGAAAGUUGCCUUUUUCCAUUCUUUCUCCUGUUGCCAUUUCUCUUUUCACUUGCUUUCAUCUGCACAUCUUUUGUGUUUUGAAUGCCAUGGUGUAGAUACCUUGAGCUGUGCCUCUUCAUAUGUCAAUGGCCAAGCUUAUUUCAGAAUCCCCCUUAAUUGAGAGUUUUGACUAAAAGAAAAAUAAAAUCUUGUAAUAUGCUCCCAUCAGUGCCCUAGGUGAGACAGUUAACAUUGCCCAGCUGUGUAUUCUUAGGAGGUUAAAAAAAGAUGGGUGUUGCUGGAAACUCAUGUAGUGCUGAGGAGGGAAUGAAGAAAUUUAGUCAGCAACCCAUCUUCUUUUGAUACUGUUUCACAAAUCGUUACUGUAACUAUUUGUCCUCCCAUAGUGUCAAAAGUCAUUUACAUUGUGAAUCAAAGUUUGUCAUUGUAAAACAUAAUUAUAGUUAAACACUGGGGUGACUAAACUGAUGCUAAAUUACCUUUUUACGUGUAACUGCUUUGCCUUCUCAAGAGUUUUUGUUUCUGGGCUUGGGCAGAAUUUAGUCACCAUGAGCUUGUGGCUCUGGGAAAGAUCUGGUAUCCCUGUUAGUGUGGAGGUUCCCUUGCACCAGGUCAUGACAGUUUCAGAGACCAGCUAGAAUCUCUUGCCUGUUCCUUAGUGAAAUUACCUCAAAUUUGUCAUGUGUGCAAGUCUUCUACAGAGUUCGUGGCUUAAUUCUUUGGGGUCUAUAAUAGGGAUAUUUAUAUACCUAGUAUAUAGGUUUCUGAAGUCCUUGUUUUUUUAGCUAGUAGCUUGAGAAAUGCACAGGCUAAACAAGAAUUCCAAAGCAGCUUGCAUUCUCCUGCCCGCUUCUUCAGUAUGGAGUGCUUUUUAAAGAGUCUUAAAACUGUUACUGUACAUUUUGUGUUUAUUGUCAGAAACUUUUCAGUUUCUAUACUUUGUUUUAAGUGUGGAUAUGGUUUAUAUGAAGUUGCUGAUUUGAAGUGAUACAGGUUAAACAUUUGGUUUAAAUUAUUGGUUAUUGUAAGUGGUUGACAGACAUUUUUGUUGAAAGGUUGAUUCUCAAUUUGUAACCUUUAAAAUAUAGAUUUACAGCUAGAUACAGCUUUUACAUUAUAUUUGGUUCUUUAUUCUGACUCAUAAAAAUGCACUGUAUUCACAUUCAAACAACUUUACAGUUUGUUAGGUAAUUAUUUAGGUUUCUAAUGUUUUACACUAUGAUGGUAGAAAUGCUGACUGCUAUUUGUUUCCUUAUUUUCCUCCUCAUUUUAUGUCAAAUUGCAUUUUUAUAGUAAUUAAAUGCAACACGUUAAAGUUACAAGUUAUGUAAAAAUUAUGCUGAAUGUGCUGCAUACAUAUGCAAGAAGUUAACAAAUGUUAUUAAUUUAAAAUUGACUGAUUAAAUAAAUGAGAUAUCUUCUGUAGUUAGUGAGUUGUGCAGAGGUUUCUGGUCAUUGUCGUUUCUUAUACCAAGACAAAUAGAUUUCAGGCUGUCAUUUCGUGAUCGCUGUGUGUUGAAGCUGCUGUCCUAAAAAAAAAGCAAACAAAAAGAAACCCCAAACCAGUAGUGCUUGCUCCAGUAUUGCUCCUCACCCUGGCUGAAGAAAAUACUCUUGCAUUAAAUGUAACCAUGUAGUGCUAGGUCAUGCAAAAUUCAAAUCAUGGUCAGUUCUGGCAUCAUCUUCUCACAACCUGGUUCCUACUACUUUGCUAGGAAAGAACAAAACCCCUAAAUGGAAUAGGAGUUAAAUGUUAUGUUAAAUGGAAUGAAAUGAAUAUUCGUACUACCUGCAAAAAAAGCUAUCAGCAUUGUAAGUGAAUUUUUUAAGUUCAACGCAAACAAAUUCUACAUGAGUUGUGGUAAUUCUAGAUUUAUGGUUCAGUUCUCUUUAAAAUUGCUUAACAGUUUCUUAGUAAUAGAUUAUAAUACGUUUAGGACUCAAUAUAUGUUACCUUAAUUUCAAUUAUAACCGAAAGUACAUUUUUCCUUUAACUCUACUUUAUUAUUUAUCUUACUUAUUCACAUGAAUUAGGCUUUUGCACUAUAAAACAGUGUCCUUUCCUGUUCCAAGAGCUUUCUCCAACAUCCUCAGUGUUGUCCUUACCAUUGGUGUCCUCUUCCUGUUUGGAAUUUCUUUUCAAAAUGUCACCUUUUAUUCAAUUUUUGAGUUUAGCUGCUUAUGUGAAGAUAUGUCUGCUCUUCUGACUUGAGGCCUCUAAACUUGGAGUAGCAGCCAAACCUGAUGCCUCUAAAUUUGUUUCUGAGGUGCCUCCCCGAAUAUGAAAAGUCUUGCUGCAGAGACUUAAUGCACAUUACAAGCUGAAGUACAAUACCAUGGAAAUACGGCUGUAUGGUUCCUAGAGCAAAAAGUUGCAGUCAAACAGCCACAUUUUUACCAUCAGAUUUUUGAAGCUGUGUCUCCACUAGCUCAAGGAGUUGUGCUUUGUUUUGCAGAUCGAGUAUGCUGACUAGCUGUUGGGUUCAGCUGUGCACUGUUCACCAGCACAUUCCUCCUGGUGGUAUUUGCUAUUCUCCCAGCCUUUAGUUAUGACAACACUUGGCAGGGUCCGCAGUGGCUGAGGUAAAAGUGGUUGGCGAUACCUUUAUCUCAGCAGAACCUAGAAAGAGAUGCAGAAGCUUUGAGUUUGCCUGCUACCUCUUCCUGCUGGGACGAUCCCAACUGUCAGCUUGGGUAACAUCACUUUCUUUUGAAGUUCAAAUGGAAAACAUUUCUCCCAAAAUGCCUUUCAGGGACUCCUAUCAAAGCACUCUAGGCUCUCAUUUCAAAUAAAUGAUAGCUGGUUUAAACUAAAGGGAAAAAAGGCAGCACUUGUCACAGAGAAAGAGCCUGCAAUUGAUCCACCCCCAUGCAAGCAGGAGCAGUGCUUUUCUUCUAUGUAAAGUGCUGUGGGACUUAUUAACGUGGUGAAAGAAUAGGAUAUGAUUCCCAGGGCUCCAGAUGGCACCCACCAGAUGGGAGCUCAUGUUGUUAUGUCUAAAGAUGCUGGCUUGAUGACACAGUGUUUGAGAAUGUGAUAACCUUUUGGGAUGGAUUUUCUUACUAGAUA
Cuculus canorus (common cuckoo) is the source of this 5908-nucleotide messenger RNA. RefSeq names its product chromobox 3 (gene CBX3). The record is from RefSeq and is a predicted model, not a curated record. Gene Ontology annotation, cellular component: nucleus; pericentric heterochromatin. The coding region runs from base 1124 to 1678 and encodes 184 amino acids. Gene Ontology annotation, biological process: negative regulation of transcription by RNA polymerase II; chromatin organization. NCBI's taxonomy places the organism in Eukaryota, Metazoa, Chordata, Aves, Cuculiformes, Cuculidae. The transcript has 5 exons. Gene Ontology annotation, molecular function: chromatin binding.